Messenger RNA from Polyodon spathula (Mississippi paddlefish), 1125 nucleotides. Its product is annotated as phe13-bombesin receptor-like. The coding region runs from base 1 to 1125 and encodes 374 amino acids. The transcript is spliced from 3 exons. Gene Ontology annotation, molecular function: G protein-coupled peptide receptor activity. Gene Ontology annotation, cellular component: membrane. Gene Ontology annotation, biological process: G protein-coupled receptor signaling pathway. The record is from RefSeq and is a predicted model, not a curated record. NCBI's taxonomy places the organism in Eukaryota, Metazoa, Chordata, Actinopteri, Acipenseriformes, Polyodontidae.
AUGGGCUCUUCCAACGAGACUUCGACAAUGUUCAGCACCGUCGAGCCCGGUGAUUCAAGCAGCGCUCAGAAUUUCAGCACCUUGGACAGCGCGCCAGCUGAAGCAGCGCCCCUUGCACCGGCCGUUCUCUGCACGGUCCUGUCUAUCUACUGCACCAUCAUCGCCGUGGGUCUCCUAGGAAAUGUCAUUCUGAUUAAAGUGUUUGUCACGAUCAAGUCCAUGCAGACAGUCCCUAACAUCUUUAUUGCCAGCCUGGCUGUGGGAGACCUGCUGCUUUUGCUGACCUGCGUGCCGGUGGACGCCAGUCGCUACUUUGCGGAUAGGUGGCUCUUCGGCAGAGCUGGCUGCAAGAUCAUCUCUUUCAUCCAGCUGGCCUCGGUCGGCGUGUCCGUGUUUACCUUGACCGCCCUCAGCGCUGACAGGUACAGAGCGAUCGUCAGGCCCAUGGACAUGCAGGGCUCGGACGCCAUGCUGUGGACGUGCUGCAAGGCGGGGUGUAUCUGGAUGGUGUCCAUGCUGUUCGCAGUCCCGGAGGCUGUCUUCUCAGACCUGUAUUCAUUCACUGUCCUGGGAAUCAACAGCACCUUCGAGACGUGUGCACCCUACCCGGUCUCAGAGAGAGCCCUGCAGGAGACGCACUCGCUGCUCUGCUUCCUCGCCUUCUACCUCGUCCCACUUGCCAUCAUCUCCAUCUACUACGUCCUGAUCGCCAGGACUCUGGUCAGGAGUGCCAGCAACAUGCCUGGGGAGGAACACCCGCACAUCCGGAAACAGAUGGAGUCUCGUAAGCGUCUUGCGAAGACGGUGUUGGUGCUUGUCUUCCUGUUCGCUCUGUGCUGGCUGCCCAAUCACGCGCUGUACCUGUACCGCUCCUUCACCUACAGCUCCUCUGUCGACUCCUCCAUCAGCCACCUGCUGGCCUCCUUCCUGUCUCGGGCCCUGGCCUUCAGCAGCUCCGUAGUGAACCCCUUCGCCCUCUACUGGCUCAGCAAGACCUUCUGCCAGCACUUCAACACCCAGCUCUGCUUUGCGUGCCGCCACCGGUGCCGGGAUGCCCGCCAAAACAGCCUGGCACACAGCCAGACCGGCAUCACCAUGGCUACUGUGAGACUCUCUGAGGGCUGA